CGAAAAAUGGCGGCCAUAUGCGUAUGUAAUGGUGUUUGAGCCCGCCCACCCGUCUUCAUGCUCCUCCCCUGGCGUGUAGGUAGGUAUGCCGGCAUGGCAUGGCGAUUCGGGCGGCAGCGUGUGUGAUCUGCGACUGUCUGUUCGCGGGAUCGGGAGAGACGGUUCAGUCGGUUGGUGGCGUCGGUUCGUUGCGACGCAGCGGAGAGCCUCACUAUGCGACUGCGUGUCGGUGUCUCAGACGGCGGUCAACACCCGAGCCAGGGAUGAGGCGUGCGGAUGGACAGGCAAUACCGUGGUGGAAAGGCACCAAAAGGAUCGCGAUGACGGGCGAUCGUGGGUUCGACGCAGUGGGGGUCUCCCAGCGGGCUACGCUCUGGUAUGGAUUCUCAGUCUUUAGUGUAUCCGUAGAUUCUCUCCAUCACCAGCCAUCUGCCAUUCGAACGGAGUGUUGGAGACAAUGUGAAGCUCAGAACAAGACCCAGUGUUGGAAUGGGGUUCCGGUGACUCGCGUCUGAAGAGGGAAUCUGAUUCGCAUCGUCUGUUUCCCAUGCGCAUCAGCGGUGAUGAACACCGAUGGGGACAGUGACGAAGAGGACAGUCUGUAAAUGACAACGAUGAAGGCGCUAGCCGCCAUUCAGUUUAGAG
Colletotrichum godetiae is the source of this 645-nucleotide messenger RNA. RefSeq lists its product as uncharacterized. The record is from RefSeq and is a predicted model, not a curated record. The coding region runs from base 99 to 515 and encodes 138 amino acids. Lineage: Eukaryota; Fungi; Ascomycota; Sordariomycetes; Glomerellales; Glomerellaceae. The transcript has a single exon.